AGUUAUAUCUCCCACGUGCGCUAGGGGACAGGGGAGAACAUGAGCUUGGAGCCUUGUAAAAGCAGUGAGGCCUUAAAAAGGAAGAAUUUUAUUUAAUAUAAAGACGUAUUUUUUUCCUCCACCUUUGCUCGAUAGCCAAUACUAAAAAUUUAAAAACGUCUUAGUGUCCCUCCUUUACGAAGGGUCGAGUAGGGGGGCGACAGGAUCUUUAGCUUGCUGCUCCGGUAGAGAGAAAGUUCUGGUUACUGCUUUCGUGUGUGUGUUUGAUUGUCUGGCGUUGCGUCAACAUUAAGUUACUGUAAAUUUGUACUGGUCGAGGCAUUGUCACGUUAUGGCGGACUACCUCAUCAGCGGGCAAACGGGUUACGUCCCUGACGAUGGGUUGAGCGGACAGCAGCUCUUCAACGGAGGAGACGGACUCACCUACAAUGACUUCCUGAUCCUGCCAGGGUACAUAGACUUCACGGCUGACCAAGUGGACCUGACAUCGGCACUUACCAAAAAAAUCACCAUGAAGACGCCGUUCGUGUCCUCGCCCAUGGACACGGUCACGGAGGCUAACAUGGCCAUCGCCAUGGCGCUAACAGGAGGCAUUGGCUUCAUCCAUCACAACUGUACUCCAGAGUUCCAGGCUAACGAAGUCCAUAAAGUCAAGCGAUACGAGCAGGGCUUCAUCACAGACCCCGUGGUGAUGAGCCCCAACGAGCGAGUCCGGGAUGUCUUCCAGGCCAAAGCGCGCUACGGCUUUUGUGGAAUACCCAUCACAGAGAACGGCAAGAUGGGCGGCAAGCUCGUGGGCAUCAUCUCUUCAAGAGACAUUGAUUUUCUAAAGGAGGAUGAGCACAGUCUGCUGCUGAAUGAGGUGAUGACAAAGAAGGAGGAUUUAGUCGUUGCUCCUGCAGGAGUGACUCUCAAACAAGCAAAUGAAAUCCUCCAGAGAAGCAAGAAAGGGAAGCUGCCCAUCGUAAAUGAGGAGGGCUCUCUGGUGUCCAUCAUUGCCCGCACAGACCUGAAGAAGAACAGAGACUUUCCUCUGGCGUCCAAAGACUCUCGAAAACAGCUGCUGUGUGGCGCCGCCAUCGGCACUCACAACGAUGACAAGUACAGGCUGGACCUGCUGGUGCAGAGUGGUGUGGAUGUGGUUGUACUGGACUCGUCUCAAGGCAACUCCAUCUUCCAGAUCAACAUGAUCAAAUACAUCAAAGAAAAGUACCCCGACCUACAGGUCAUCGGAGGCAACGUGGUGACAGCAGCUCAAGCCAAGAACUUGAUUGACGCAGGAGUGGAUGCACUGAGGGUGGGGAUGGGCAGCGGCUCCAUCUGCAUCACACAGGAAGCUCCCCUUAGUGUACCACCAGCUUUAAAGCUCCACAGCCCCAAAACCCCAACCACUGUUACGGGAUACUCCAUGCUGGCGUGCGGCAGACCCCAGGCCACGGCCGUCUACAAAGUGUCAGAGUACGCCAGGCGCUUCGGUGUUCCCGUCAUCGCCGAUGGAGGCAUCCAGAACGUCGGACACGUCGCCAAAGCCCUGGCUCUGGGGGCAUCAACAGUGAUGAUGGGAUCGUUGCUGGCUGCCACCACCGAAGCUCCUGGAGAGUAUUUUUUUUCUGACGGCAUCAGGCUGAAGAAAUACCGCGGGAUGGGCUCUCUGGACGCCAUGGACAAAAACCUGGGCUCUCAGAACCGAUACUUCAGCGAGAGUGAUAAAAUAAAAGUGGCUCAGGGCGUCUCUGGAGCCGUUCAGGAUAAAGGCUCCAUCCACAAGUUUGUCCCCUACUUGCUGGCCGGCAUUCAGCACUCCUGUCAGGACAUCGGGGCCAAGAGCCUCACACAGCUACGAGCCAUGAUGUAUUCUGGAGAUCUGAAAUUUGAGAGGAGGACAACGUCGGCUCAGAUGGAGGGCGGGAUCCACAGCCUACACAGUUAUGAGAAACGACUGUUUUGAGAAAACGGGCCUUCAGUUGGAGGCUCCUUCAAACAGAUGGCGGUUACAAGACCUGCUUUAAGUGUCAUCAUGCACAGAAAACGUCUGACACUGAUUAGACAUCCGUUCACUCACUCUUCAAAGGAUUGCCAGUCUUCCAGCCAGUGUCAUCUAUGCAUUCUGUGUUUUCUCCAAAUGAAACAAAUAAAAUCUUUGUUUUCCCACAAA
Oryzias latipes (Japanese medaka) is the source of this 2155-nucleotide messenger RNA. RefSeq names its product IMP (inosine 5'-monophosphate) dehydrogenase 2 (gene impdh2). Gene Ontology annotation, cellular component: cytoplasm. Lineage: Eukaryota; Metazoa; Chordata; Actinopteri; Beloniformes; Adrianichthyidae. The record is from RefSeq and is a predicted model, not a curated record. Gene Ontology annotation, molecular function: IMP dehydrogenase activity. Gene Ontology annotation, biological process: GTP biosynthetic process.